Molecule: messenger RNA, 1728 nt
Organism: Ooceraea biroi (clonal raider ant)
Lineage: Eukaryota; Metazoa; Arthropoda; Insecta; Hymenoptera; Formicidae
Source: RefSeq, a predicted model, not a curated record
UCGUCAUUGGUAAUUCCAAAUCAUAUAUUGCACAAGCUGUCCUCGCAAUCUUAAUCUUUAUCAUAAUCAAUUCUUUGGAUUCACGCAACGUCAUCAAUCGUGAUAAGCAUUGUUGCCGCGAAGAAUGAAUUAAUAACAAAAUAACUUUAAAUAUGAUUUGCUCAAGAUGUACCUAAGAUGGAUAAGACAUAUAUUUGUGGUUAUUAAAAUUUGCUUAAACGUAAUGAGGCAUGCACCUAAAGAAUUAUUUAGUGGUCGUUGAUCGGUCAUCAAAGAUUCGCAUUUCUCUUCCAUGAUUCGCGUCACCGCGUAACGAUUCAGGGGAAUUACGUGUAGAUAUACGCGUCCUGCAUUUUAAUAAUGAUUCUAAGGUCGUGCGUAGAUAUUGAAAAAGGGCGGAGCGCCAGCAAGAUCAAGUCAGAACGUUUGCAGACAUGGCGAAGAGCGUCGAUGUCAUCCUCCUACAAAUAUUCGUGCUGUCGUUUGCAUUGGCAGAUCCUGCAGAGUUCAGAAGGGAACAUGAGCGACGAUGGAACACGCCGCCGAAACUAACGCCAGAGUCGGUCGUCAAGAUGUCAAGUCGGGAGGAUCCCCAGACGCGUUUCCUCUCCCUCAUCCCUGUUACGGCGACUCUCAGCUUGAACACAGGGCACAACAAUGCACACUCCGUCAGCCUAGGUGCGAGCCUUGAUGGUAUUAGUCUUUCGGAAAGCAACAGUUACAAUCACCCUGGAGGAUACGGGGUUGAUGGAUCUCCCGUUUCUGUAAGCAAGUCGACGAGCCUUUCUGCAGGAUUUUCGGGGAUCUCUACCGCAGGCGCGAAGGCUUAUAGUGACGGAAACAAUGCCAAAACCGAAAGCCAUUCGCACAGCUUCGGACAAGCAACCGCAUCUGCUUUUGGCGUGGUCGAAAGUGGACAAGCGAUUACUGGCGCUGCAUCCUCCGUUGGUUCCUCGCAAUCUUCUGCUGCAUCUGGUAUUAAUCGAGAACGAUUCUUUUCGCAAUAUCCAAAUCGACCCAUAUGGAGCAACGUUGGCCCAAAUAAUGGGCACAAUGAUCGACGUUUCGAUCGGCCCACGUUGAUCAUCUCGCAGCCGCACAGUGGCACACGACCAUCAUUGAACAUAGAUGCGCAUGAUACAUCCGGGCGCGAACAAAGGCCAAGGAUUCACAUCUAUAAAUGGCAACCAAAUCACAGGGUAUUUCCCCGGCCAAGUUUAUCAAUCGAGCAUCAGCCAUACCAUUCCUGGAGCGAUCAAACUCGCGGAUCGACGGGGCUUCAAGUCGCAGCAAGUGCGAACUCUUUUUCUUCCUCUUCCUACGGAUCUUCGGCCAGUGAUUCAGCUUCCCAAAUCAAUAAGAACCCUUUAAACUUCGCGUUAUCCUCGACCAGUUCGUCGACCUCGGAACACCGUGCUGGAAAUGUCAAUGUUCACGCUGCCGGGAAUGGAUAUGUACAAGAAAGUGCGUCUUCUGAAGGAAGAGCCUUCAUUAGGUUUCCUAAAGAUGAACAAAAUCCGAUCAUUUUAAAUAUCAAGAACAGGGAUUCUGAGGAACAAUCUGACGUAGUUUCCGAUCUGGCAGAUGCUAUUGGCGAAUUAUUCGACAUUGUAUAAUAGGCAUAAAAGAAAAAAGAUUUGUAAAACAUAUUUUAUAAUGAAUUUUAUGAAUUAUAAAUAUUUUUUAAUUUAUUGUAGCCAAUUAAUAAAACGAUUGUAUAAAUUGACA